AUGCUGCUCAGGAGAUUGCAGUUCCAACUUCUGGGGUUGCUGGUUGCAGCAACGUUGGGGGCGGCGACGACUGUGGGAAACAUCACCACCUCGGACAGGAUACCAAAGUGUGCACUCCGAUGUCUGGUGGAGGAACUUCCCGCCUCAACCUGCCCCAGCACCUCUUUGGACAAACACUGCAUCUGCACAAAUCACGACCUCAGAAGAGCCGUGUAUGACUGCCUCACACUGAAAUGCUCCGUGCGAGACAACUUCGCAGCCAUCAACGUCACUGCGACGGCAUGCGGGGUCGAGCCAGUCUCGACGGUCGAUAUAUCCAUCGAAUUUUAUGCCACAUUCACCACCCUCACCGUCAUAUUCAUCUCUGGCCGGAUGGCUACCAAGAUUGCAGGCAUCUCAACUUGGUGGUGGGAUGAUACCACCAUCGUAAUCGUAUUCAUCAUUCACAUGGCAACCAGUCUUUCCGGAUUGCUUUGGGGGAUGACCGGGACCGAAAUAUGGGCACUUUCCCCCGCGCAGAUCAACAGGUUUCUCUUCAUCUCCUUCAUCUACGGAAUCCGCUACAUCAUCAACAUGGCUCUGAUCAAAGCAUCCAUCCUGUUCGGCCUGCUCCGCGUCUUCCCAAACAAAACCUUUCGUCGCGUCCUGUGGGGGACGCAGAUUUUCAACCUGCUCUUCUCGCUCGCAAUGCUUGGUGCUUGGUUGGGACAGUGCCAACCGGUCAGCUUUUACUGGCUGGGCUGGGACGGCGAGCAUGAAGGGUCUUGCGUCGACAGGAAGGCCGUGGUUCUGACGCAUGCCGGGAUCCACCUCAGCCUCGACGUUUGGAUACUGAUUCUUCCCAUUAACCAAGUCGCUGCUUUGAAUCUCGAGAGGAAGAAGAAGGUUGGCGCUGUGCUCAUGUUUGGCGUGGGAAUAUUCUUGACGAUUGCAUGCGCACUAAGACUCAACGCACUCGUGGAAGGGGUUCAAUCCCGAAAUAUUAGCACCCGGGGUUUCUGGACGGCGGUAUGGUCCAACAUCGAGAACAGCGUUGGGAUCAUGGUGGCCUGCAUGCCCGCGAUGCGAAUUCUCUUCACCCAGCUCAUCAUACCCAAGUUUCGGGACAGUAUGGGAGAACGGCGGGACUCGACGGCACCAUCUAUAGCACACAGCAAGACAGGGACGAUGAGCACUUGCAUCACGAGUUCGAAUACGAACUCGCAUCACUCCAGAGGGAGAAGCCUACAACAAGCAGUGAAUAGUCGGGGUAUAGGGUUGAUUGACGAGAGAGACGACGGGAGACAGCGUGAUCUGGAGUUGGGAGAGAUGGAGGAUCUUGGACUGAGGGUUCAGGGAAAGAAGGAGACGCCCUCUACGGUGGUGUCGCAUGAGCGUCAACUAUCAGAGUAA
Molecule: messenger RNA, 1392 nt
Organism: Pyricularia grisea
Lineage: Eukaryota; Fungi; Ascomycota; Sordariomycetes; Magnaporthales; Pyriculariaceae
Exons: 7
Coding region: 1-1392 (463 amino acids)
Source: RefSeq, a predicted model, not a curated record